AUGAGCAAGACUGAUACCCGGGCUGAAGCUGCUCUUCGGCUAGCAACAGUCGCAGCUGUAGGUCAAGCACCCCAUCUCUCUGUUGCCGGAGGUUCCAUGGCCAACUCCUUACGAUCGCAAUCCCGUCAUGCUUCAACAGAUGCUUCCGCCUCAUAUUGGGGAAGCGCUGCUGUCGCUGCAGUGGCUGCCGCUGCUUCUCUUGGACAGAAGCAGCAUCAGCAUCAACAAGAGUUGGCACAACAAUUCCACCCUGUUGCAUCACAUCUGGACUCAACUCGUCAAGCCUUCAUUAAUUCUUAUAGUCAGCAGAGUAUUAGCGUAACUGGUCCUUUAGGAGUGGAGGAAAGGUGUCAGGAACGCCAUCCCAGAGAACAUGCUUACAUGCGAAUGCAUCCACACAAUCACUCCUCGCAGCAAUUGAUUAACGAAAAGCCUUCGCAUAUUUUAGCUCGGCGUGAUAGUAGCGAGGAUGUCGUCUGUACUCAACGG
Molecule: messenger RNA, 489 nt
Organism: Protopolystoma xenopodis
Lineage: Eukaryota; Metazoa; Platyhelminthes; Monogenea; Polystomatidea; Polystomatidae
Source: the annotation of a GenBank genome assembly